This is a messenger RNA of Nerophis lumbriciformis (worm pipefish), 948 nucleotides long. The record is from RefSeq and is a predicted model, not a curated record. Lineage: Eukaryota; Metazoa; Chordata; Actinopteri; Syngnathiformes; Syngnathidae.
AUGAAACCGCCGCCUCGCUCGUGUAAAAAUGCGCCUCGGAAUCCUAGCCCGACCCCUAAGCCUCGCAAUACUAAGCGAGCUUGUACGUGGUCCAAAAAGGAGCAGAAGCUGCUGCUGAAAGCCCUGAAGGAGCAGCGCUCAGGACCGCUGGCAGACGUCGACUAUAAUUUACUCCAGAAAGCUGUUCCUUCUCGCUCCGUUUCUGAGAUCCAGUCUGUGUUUAAACGUCUCCGGGAUAAGGUGAUCUCCAGCGCCCUCUCACAGAUAAGGCUCUUUAUAACAGCAGAGAAAGUAGGGGUGCCCAUUGAGAAGUGGAGCGGUUUGGCCCGGGCUGUGUCCGGGAGCCAUGAAAGUCCACUGUCAAAGGCUUUCUCUCAGAUGUGGGUGGUAGCGUCCACAGAGCCUCUCACCAUCCAAAACCGUCCCCAGUCAAGGCUUGAUGCUACCAGUACCACGCCAGACCAAGGUACAGACUGCGACAGUAACCGAGACCAGGUGACUCCAAGCACUUCAGUAGCCAAUGAGGCGGCCACGUCGUCUCAGGUGGUCCCUGCUGAGAAGUCUGAUCUGAUUGCCUCAACUUCCUGCACCGCGGAGGACUUGGUGGUGAACUUUGAGAGGAUCUACAACUACCUGAGUGCUGUCCACAAUCCAGAGAGCAAGUUUGAGCUCACGGCCAUGGAGAGUGCAGUGGUCUUGGACCUUGUGAUGUCUCUCCCAGAGGAGCUGGACCUCCUCCAAUGUCAGAGCCUACACAGACAUCUCAUCCAGACGUACCAGAACCUAUCCAAACGGGAGGACUCUGAUGAAGCCCAAGAAGCAAUGAUGCAACUCAAGAAGCAGCGACGAGAACACAAUCAAGCGCCUCCCGUUGAACCCACCUGGACAGGACUGUGUCCCCCCCUCAACCCUUUCAUGAUGCCGCUGGAGCUGCUGAAGCGUAGCUAG